Drosophila arizonae is the source of this 493-nucleotide messenger RNA. It is a transcript of the gene Fkbp12, whose product is annotated as peptidyl-prolyl cis-trans isomerase Fkbp12. Gene Ontology annotation, cellular component: sarcoplasmic reticulum membrane; cytoplasm. NCBI's taxonomy places the organism in Eukaryota, Metazoa, Arthropoda, Insecta, Diptera, Drosophilidae. The record is from RefSeq and is a predicted model, not a curated record. Gene Ontology annotation, biological process: protein peptidyl-prolyl isomerization. Gene Ontology annotation, molecular function: peptidyl-prolyl cis-trans isomerase activity.
UCUUUGGUUUUUCUGUUCGACGCGACGAGCAAAACGUGCUACUUUUUUCCAGCAGGCCGAUUUUAAAUAUAAAAAAAAAACGUAAAAAUGGGCGUACAAGUUGUUCCAAUUUCCCCCGGCGAUGGUAGCACCUUCCCAAAGAACGGCCAGAAAGUUUCAGUGCAUUACACUGGCACAUUGGAUGAUGGCACCAAGUUCGAUUCAUCUCGGGACCGCAACAAGCCUUUCAAGUUCACCAUUGGCAAGGGUGAGGUUAUUCGCGGCUGGGAUGAGGGCGUUGCUCAGCUGAGCGUUGGCCAGCGGGCCAAGUUGAUCUGCUCACCUGACUACGCCUAUGGCAGCCGUGGCCAUCCAGGUGUCAUUCCUCCCAAUUCUACCUUGACUUUCGACGUUGAAUUGCUCAAGGUCGAAUAAGUGUUCGAAUGCAGCAAACAGCCGAAGACCCUGCCUGUGUGUGUGUGUGUUUUUGCAUGUGUAAGCACUGUUAUACACA